GCAGCUCUACUCCUCGGGCCACACUAAGCAACACGUGUUGCCGGCUGUUUCGAUUUCGUUGCGCUUGGAAAAUAAAUAAACGUAUCGUUUUCCGAAACUUAUCCCCACAGGAAUUUGCCAAAUGCCUCGCGUCAAGAAACAGAAUCCCUUUGCUGCUCGCAAGCGCCAAAAGCGCGAGAAUGGUCCGCCGCAACCAGACCGCCGCGCUUUGCCGUACGAGGAGAUCAAGCGCGACAACGCCUUCUUCAUUAAGUACUAUGAUCUGCAGAAGAUCUGCUCCACUGAGGAUGAGUGGGUGCAGUUUCUCACAUCCAUACGCGAUAACUUGCCAACCACGUUCCGGGUGACGGGCUUCAAGGACGAGGCCAAGGCGUUGCUGGCAAUCAUCGAGUCGCAGCUAUUCACCGAGUAUGUGCGCGCGGUAGCCGAGCUGCACCAGAAGCCGCCAGAGGAGGUGGAGCGACCGCUCUGCCUGCCCUGGUAUCCCAACGGCCUGGCCUACCAGCUGCAUCUCACACGAAAGGAUAUCCGCCGUUCGGAACCGCUCUAUCGGCUGCACAACUUCCUUAUAGUCGAGACGACGGCGGGUGGCAUUAGCCGUCAAGAGGCGGUCUCCAUGAUUCCUCCUAUCGUACUGGACGUGAAGCCAACGGACAAGGUGCUAGACAUGUGCGCAGCUCCCGGAUCCAAGACGGCGCAGCUGAUUGAGGCGCUGCACGCGUCACCCGAGGAGCACAAGAUACCGCCGGGCUUCGUUCUGGCCAACGAUGUGGAUAACAAUCGCUGCUAUAUGCUGGUCCAUCAAGCCAAGCGCCUCAACUCGCCGUGCCUGCUGGUGACUAACCACGACAGCAGCGCCUUUCCCAAUCUGCUGACCACUCAGCCGGAUGGGUCCCAGGCGAUCCUUAAAUUCGACAAGAUCCUGUGCGACGUACCCUGCUCGGGCGACGGAACGCUGCGCAAGAAUCCGGACAUCUGGCUGAAGUGGAACCUGGCGCAGGCCUAUAAUCUGCAUGGAAUUCAGUACCGGAUCGUGCGGCGCGGCGCCGAGAUGCUGGAGGUUGGCGGACGUCUGGUUUACUCCACCUGUUCGCUUAAUCCUAUCGAGAACGAGGCGGUACUGCAGCGCAUACUCAAGGAUGCUGAUGGUGCCCUGGAGCUGGUCGAUGCUGGCCAUCUGGUGCCGGGCCUGAAGUACAAGCCGGGCAUGACUGACUGGAAGCUGGCCACAAAAGAGGUGGAUCAGGUGUUCGCCAAUUUCGAUGAGGUGCCAGAGAGCCUGCACACCAUUAUACGGCCGGGCAUGUUCCCGCUGCCCGCUGAGGAGAUGGACAAGAUUGGCCUGGAGAAGUGUAUACGUGUUCUGCCGCAUCUGCAGGACAGCGGUGGCUUCUUUGUAGCCGUUCUGGAGAAGCGGCGUCAGCUUGCCUUUGAGAAGAAUGACGUUAAGGAGCUGGUGGCCCAGACUCAAAAGGCCAAUGAAGCCGACACGACUGCCAAGGAGCCGCAGUUGGACGAAGAAGGCAAGCCCAUUGAGGAGAAGUCCGUGCCCUGGGGACCGCAACGCAAGCGCCGGCGCCUGCACGGCUACAAGGAGGAUCCUUAUGUGUUCUUUGGUGAAAACGAUGCCGAUUAUUUGGCGAUUAAGGAGUUCUACCAGCUGGACGGCUCCCUUAACCAGCGCUGCCUGCUCACCCGUUGCCUGACCGAUAAGAAGAAAAAUAUCUACUAUUGCUCCGAUGUUAUCCGGGAUUUGGUGUUAAACAACGAACACAACAUUAAGAUCAUUAAUACGGGCGUAAAGACAUUUGUGCGCUGCGAAAACCGGCACACUGUACAUCCGUAUCGCCUGGCCCAGGAGGGCCUGCAGACAUCUAACGCCUUCAUGGGCGCCAACAGGCGCAUCGAGGUGGAGCGCGACGAUCUGGUUCUGCUGCUGAACUGCACCGAUCCCACAAAGCCGCCAUCAACGCACGAGCUCAAGCAGGAAACCCAACAGCGCUGCAAAGAACUGGGUGUGGGCAGCUGCAUCCUCAAGUAUGUGGACGAGCGUUUCACACUGUUCGUGGUGGGAUGGCGCGGAACCUCCAGCCUGCGCGCCUAUGUCCACAAGGACGAGACAAUCCACAUUCUCCGCCUGCUGGGCGCGGACCUCACCAAGUUCGAGACCAACAAGUACGAGGAGGCUAGAGCUGCCGCGGCUGCUGCAGUUUUGGCUGCCACAGACGCCGCCAAGGAAGCCGACGAAUCUUCCGAGUCUGGUGAGGGUGCUGCGGCCGCUGCAUUCGCCGGUGGAUUAGAAACCGAAACCGAGGUGACUGCCGAGAGCUAGUGCUUCGUGGGAAAGGGCGGAGAAAGUAGCAUUUAAGAGGACCAAUAUUCACGUGUAUAAUAAGUAAGGAAACAUAUGCAUAUGUGUCU
Molecule: messenger RNA, 2421 nt
Organism: Drosophila serrata
Lineage: Eukaryota; Metazoa; Arthropoda; Insecta; Diptera; Drosophilidae
Gene: Nsun2
Product: tRNA (cytosine(34)-C(5))-methyltransferase Nsun2
Biological process (GO): tRNA methylation
Cellular component (GO): cytoplasm; nucleus
Molecular function (GO): tRNA binding; tRNA (cytidine-N5)-methyltransferase activity
Source: RefSeq, a predicted model, not a curated record